Messenger RNA from Lactuca sativa (garden lettuce), 754 nucleotides. RefSeq names its product chaperone protein dnaJ 11, chloroplastic. Lineage: Eukaryota; Viridiplantae; Streptophyta; Magnoliopsida; Asterales; Asteraceae. The record is from RefSeq and is a predicted model, not a curated record.
CAUCCCCAAAUCUCCUCUUAUAAAUCCACUACACAAAAUCCAUAUCUAAAAAACUCACAACGCAAACAAUCUCUUCACAUAUCAAUGGCUAUUUCGACUACAUCUGCAUCUUCCUUCUUUACUUCCCCUAAUUUCUCCCUCAAUUUAAACUCAUCGUCAAAAUCGAGUUCAAACUCCGUCAACUUCCGAAGAGCUCCGAUUUCAGCUGCUUACGCCACCGCUGAGAAAACGGAGACUAUCAGAUCAUUACGUAAUAGCCCUCCUUCCUCAUUGUAUGAAGUGCUCGGAGUUCGAAUCGGGGCUGAUACACAGGAGGUGAAAGCGGCGUAUCGGAGAUUAGCGAGAGUUUUGCAUCCUGAUGUCGGAAGGAGUGAUUCGUCGGCUGAUGAGUUCAUGAAAGUGCAUUCAGCUUAUGCUACGCUGACAGAUCCGGCGAAACGAGCGGAUUACGAUCGAACUCUGGUGCAGAGACGCGCGGGUGUUUCGUCUCCGGUGAGUUUUUCCGGUGGAUACAGGAGUCGAAGAUGGGAGACGGACCAGUGUUGGUAGAAAUUGCUCUCCCUUGAAAUUCGAUCGACGUUUUAGAGAUCUUGAGCUUGUAAAUAUGGAAUCUUUCAAUACUUUGGCUAGAUUUUAAGCCAUAUCCCAUAGCAUUGAAAUAUUUGAUCUUAGGGUUUUUGUUUAUGAUUUUGUUAAUUUUGUAGAUAAAUUAUUAUUUUUAAGUCAAACACGACAUUAGGUAUUGUUAAUCCAA